Molecule: messenger RNA, 3730 nt
Organism: Lates calcarifer (barramundi perch)
Lineage: Eukaryota; Metazoa; Chordata; Actinopteri; Centropomidae
Gene: txlna
Product: taxilin alpha
Exons: 11
Coding region: 100-1719 (539 amino acids)
Molecular function (GO): syntaxin binding
Source: RefSeq, a predicted model, not a curated record
UAUGACCGGAAGUUAAUUUUUUUCUGGCUCAUGCUGUUGAGGAAACCUGCAGUACUGGCACAUUAGCUAUUUCCUCCUGGAGUCUGAAGCAUAUCUGAGAUGAAAAAACAAGACACUGAAGAGUCUGCCACUCAGGGUGGUGAAGAGGACUCUCCACCUACAGCAGGAGGGAUGGAGUUACCUGCAGCUGCGAAAGACAGCGUGGACAGCACCAGCCCUAAAGAGUCUGAGCCACAGACACCACAGACCGACACACCGCCGCAAGAAGAGGCACCAAGUGAAGUUGCAGAAGCAGCUCUGUCUCAGUGUGACAUGGCUGAGGAGCUGAGCCGACAACUAGAGGACAUCCUCAGCACUUACUGCCGGGAAACCAUCUCGGAUGAUGCCAGCGCCCUUCCCAAUGGCCAGUCGCACAGCCCAGAGCUGAAUGGUCUGACCAAUGAGAGAGAAGAUGACAAGCCUGAGGAGGGCAAAGUCAAUGGAGGUGACAGUGGGGUGGAGAAGGAGCAGAAGAAGACUCAGGAGAAGAAGAAAGUGAAGGGUCUGGGAAAGGAGAUCACCCUCCUCAUGCAGACCUUGAACACACUGAGCACACCAGAGGAAAAGCUUGCAGGUCUCUGUAAGAAGUAUGCUGAACUGCUGGAAGAACACCGGAACACCCAGAAACAGAUGAGAGUUCUGCAGAAGAAGCAGAGCCAGCUGGUCCAGGAGAAAGACAACCUGAGGAACGAGCACAGCAAGGCCAUCCUGGCUCGCAGCAAGCUGGAGAGCCUCUGCAGGGAGCUGCAGAGACACAACCGCACACUCAAGGAGGAAGGGAUGCAAAGAACACGUCUGGAGGAGGAGAAAAGAAAGGAGGUGACCUCUCAUUUCCAGGUGACUCUGAACGACAUCCAGACUCAGAUGGAGCAGCAUAAUGAAAGAAACGCCAGCCUCCGACAGGAGAACACUGAGCUCGCUGAGAAACUGAAGAAGCUGUAUGAGCAGUACAAACUACGGGAAGAGCACAUAGACAAAGUGGUGAAGCACAAAGACCUGCAGCAACAGCUGGUGGACGCCAAGCUGCACCAGGCUCAGGAGCUGCUGAAGGAGUCAGAGGAACGCCACGACAGAGAGAAAGACUUUCUGCUGAAAGAAGCCGUGGAGUCUCAAAGGAUGUGUGAGCUGAUGAAGCAGCAGGAAGUUCACCUCAAACAGCAGCUGUCACUGUACACUGAGAAGUUUGAAGAGUUCCAGACAACUUUGUCCAAGAGCAACGAAGUCUUCACCACUUUCAAACAGGAAAUGGAGAAGAUGACUAAAAAGAUCAAAAAGCUGGAGAAGGAGACGGCCAUGUAUCGGUCCAGGUGGGAGAGCAGCAACAAAGCUCUUCUGGAGAUGGCAGAGGAGAAAGCUGUGCGGGACCGGGAGUUCGAGGCACUUCAGGGUAAAGUCCAGCGGCUGGAGAAGCUGCGGCGGGCACUUAAAGUCGAACGGAAUGAGCUCAACAAGAAGGUCCAGAACCUCAGCGGCCCGCAAAGCAGCACCGCAGGGACCCCCACCUCCGACCCAGGGACUGACUCCCCCUCUCCGCCACCCACAGACUCUCUGCUGGAGCCCAGCACCUGUCCUGUCCCGGACACCGCCCCCUGCUCCCACUCCUGUCACUGUGACCCAGAACUGGACACAGACACCCUACUAGAGGAUGCAAACGCUCAGCCCGUCACCGCGCAGGAAUGAAGCAACACUGCUCACAGGUCUCCUCUCUCCCCCCCGCCAGCAACAAGCCACCAAAAGAUAAGCCACCAGCCCGCAAGCCGCUACUCCACUGCUGGAAGAAGCUGAUGUUAAACACUAGUCCAGAAGCAGAUCAGAAAGUCACCUUUAUAUGUUUUAGGCAGAAUAUCUGAUCAUCAUUGAUGAUAAUUGUUUCCUCCCAGUAUACUGCUUUAUAAGGUGAUGAGAGGACUGUGCCUCAUCUGUCAGCACAUUUACAUGCACAUUAUAGGUCAAUUACUGUGAAUAACUUGAUUAAGAUAAUAGUUUGAUUGAAGCAUUUACACAUUCAUUUAUUAGUCAGGUUAAUUUCCACAAGCUGCACACAAUCAGCAGCAGAGUAGGAAAUUUCUUUUAGUGUUUGGUAGUUUCAAAAUAAAGGUCCUUCCAAAAAAUACAUAUCACAGUAAUUUAGAAGAUUGAUAAGUUAUCCACCUCUUUUAUUGUUAUACUUGCACCAUCAUAGCCCUUGACUAGACUAAGACAACACUGUUCACAUGAUAGAGUAUCAGUGUGUAUGUAAAUGUACUGACUGCCUGCGUGUUGUGCUGUUUGACCACACAUUCCCUUUUUCGACUUGCAUCAAACAUAGAACAAGAUAAAUAACAGUGCUGCUUGGGAUGACACAAGCCUAACAGGUAUAUGGCAAGAGGAGUCAUCAGAGGUUGAUUGAUAUGCGUGUGAGUGUGUAUCAUUUGCAUUAGAAGUGUGUUUGGAAGGGGUUUGAUUCAGAGCCUGCAAAAUGUUAAAGGCCACUUUUACUAACUUCAUGUUUUUCUUUCAGGUGAAGUCUUAACAGAGAUGUAAAACCUGUCAUAUCUUAAUACUUAAUGUUUUUUUCUCCCGAGUUUUCACUUCUUGCUUGUAGACCAUUUAAGGGAAAGGUUCUUUUGUUUUCCUGUGUCACACACCUCCGUUUGCAGUGUUUAAUUUGUGGUCUGUAUUUAUUGUUUCUAGCAUAAUCUCUCAUAUUGAAAUGUAUCUAUCUUACAGAGCACCAUUGUAAAUCAGUUUAUUUUUCAUUACUUUAGACAGUUUAUAAAGCUGCAGCUUUUAUGACCAACUUUUCAUUCCUAACCUUUCUGGGUUCAGUUGCCCCUCAUUUUGUUUUACAUUGUGUUUCAGUCCUGCGUACAACCUUGUAAUGACGACCACUUAAAACUUGAUUUACGCCCAUCCUUUUUGUUUUGGUGUGUGUGUGUGUGUGUGUGUGUGUGUGUGUGUGUGUGUGUGUGUGUGGUGUGUGUGUGUGUGUGUGUGUGUGUGUUUGGGGGGUGGGGAUGGAUUACAUGGCUACGUGGCUAAGAUUGUCUCUUCCCAGCCCUGGUCAUUGCAGUAGCUUGUAAUCAGGUUUUAUCAAGAGAAUGUUGGAGAACCUCUAUGCAAUGCUUUCCUCUUGGUUUUAUUCUGUGGCAGUCUGAACUGAUAAGCACUUAGCUAAGAAUGUAUAUUCAUUAUAUCCACUGUCCUGCAUGGAUGUACUGUAUAAACAAACAUAUCUCACAGCAGAAUUCUACUUUUUGUUGGCGUUAGAGCCCUGUUUGUCGAGCUACUGUGAUGUUCGACAUUGAGCAUAAUAUCGUGCAUCUCCCUGAUGCUUUUGAAAGGCGAGUCAGCCGAGUGGGAUUAAGGAGGAAAAAAUGAGAGAAAACGUUAUUUGACUUCUGAAUUGUAGUUUCAUUCCCAAACAUGUUCAUUUCUCUGCUGACAUUGUUAUGUUUUACUUAAUAUGUAGCACUGAUAUCAAGGUGACAACUGAUAGAAUCAGUCAUUUUCAACUGAAAUAGAAAUGGCAAACCUAAUUUCUUCCAUUGUCCCACAGGACAGAUUCAUUGCAGCUCCAGUGCCGUGUUGGUUAUGGAGGUUUAUUGACCAUGAGAAGGAACCAAAGAUGUUUCCUUUUUUUGUCUUUUGCAGUACUUUUAUCUGGCUGUGUAUAUUUUGUUUCUUGUUAAAUAAAAGAUGUAACAGUGUA